Molecule: messenger RNA, 1221 nt
Organism: Gracilinanus agilis (Agile Gracile Mouse Opossum)
Lineage: Eukaryota; Metazoa; Chordata; Mammalia; Didelphimorphia; Didelphidae
Gene: MITF
Product: melanocyte inducing transcription factor
Exons: 9
Coding region: 1-1221 (406 amino acids)
Biological process (GO): melanocyte differentiation; regulation of transcription by RNA polymerase II
Cellular component (GO): nucleus
Molecular function (GO): DNA-binding transcription factor activity, RNA polymerase II-specific; RNA polymerase II cis-regulatory region sequence-specific DNA binding; protein dimerization activity
Source: RefSeq, a predicted model, not a curated record
AUGCAGACCGAAUCAGGUAUAGUGCCGGAUUUCGAAGUCGGGGAGGAGUUUCACGAGGAGCCUAAGACCUAUUACGAACUGAAGAGUCAGCCUCUGAAAUGCAGCAGUUCCACGGAGCAUCCUGGGGCUUCCAAGCCUCCGCUAAGCUCCUCCAGUAUGACAUCACGGAUUUUGCUACGCCAGCAACUCAUGCGUGAGCAGAUGCAGGAGCAAGAGCGCCGGGAGCAGCAACAGAAACAGCAAGCUGCCCAGUUCAUGCAACAGAGAGUCCCCGUGAGUCAGACACCAGCUAUUAACGUCAGUGUCCCCACUAGCCUUCCCCCUGCUACCCAGGUGCCAAUGGAAGUCCUUAAGGUUCAGACCCAUCUAGAAAACCCCACCAAGUACCACAUUCAGCAAGCCCAAAGGCAACAGGUAAAGCAGUACCUUUCUACCACUUUAGCCAAUAAACAUGCCAACCAAGCCCUGAGCUUGCCUUGUCCAAACCAGCCUGGGGACCAUGUCAUGCCACCUGGACCUGGGAGCAGCGCACCAAAUAGCCCCAUGGCUAUGCUCACACUUAACUCCAACUGUGAAAAAGAGGGCUUUUAUAAGUUUGAAGAGCAGAACAGGGCUGAGAGUGAGUGCCCAAAUAUGAACGCGCAUUCUCGAGCAUCGUGCAUGCAGAUGGAUGAUGUAAUUGAUGACAUAAUUAGCCUUGAGUCAAGCUAUAAUGAAGAAAUUCUAGGCCUGAUGGAUCCAGCAUUGCAAAUGGCCAAUACGUUACCUGUUUCUGGAAAUUUGAUUGACCUUUAUGGCAACCAAGGCAUGCCACCUCCAGGGCUGGCAAUCAGCAACUCCUGUCCAGCCAAUCUUCCCAAUAUCAAAAGGGAACUCACAGAAUCAGAAGCAAGGGCAUUGGCCAAAGAGAGACAAAAAAAGGACAAUCACAAUUUAAUUGAACGACGGAGGAGAUUUAACAUCAAUGACCGCAUUAAAGAGCUAGGCACUUUGAUACCAAAGUCAAAUGACCCAGACAUGCGUUGGAAUAAGGGAACUAUUUUGAAAGCAUCUGUGGAUUAUAUCCGAAAACUGCAGCGAGAACAGCAGCGGGCAAAAGAACUUGAAAACAGACAGAAGAAACUGGAACAUGCCAACAGGCAUCUUUUGCUCAGAAUACAGGUAUAUGGACUUCCUUUCAGGGAAAUGAAUCCUCCAGGAAGAAACAUAUUCACUAAUUAG